GAACGCAGCCUUCAGUGCGAUCUGAAGCAGAGGCCAGGCGGUGUCUCAGUGUCUGUCCCCCCGGUCGGGAUUCGGUCAACUUAUCGAAGCAGGCGGAUCUUUGCUUUGGAGGGUUUGUGGUUCGGGAAGGUGCCAAACGCCAAACGCGAUGUCCAGGCGCAAACUUGGGAGCAGACCGCAGCACCUGACUGCAAUCCAAGAUGUCACUGAUAUGGCGGAUGGCGUCCCUCCAUCAGACGUCCGGCCUCCUCUUCCUCCUCCUCCUCCACCUCCUCUUCCUCCUCGACAGGUCGGAGCUCCUGGUGAAGGUCGUGACCUCCUGACCUGCGGACAGUGCAGUCGGGCCUUUCCCCUCGCCCACAUCCUGGCGUUCAUCCAGCACAAACAGGGCGGCUGCCGUUCCCAAAACCAAGCCCCAAACGCCAACGCCACGCCCCCCUCACCUGCCAACCGAGCGCAGCACCGCGGGGCCAACGCCGAGCUGGGGCCCGGCUACAUCGAGCUGAGGAGAGGCGGGGGGGCCUGGGAGGAGGAGCCCGGCGUGAGGGUGAAGGCGGAGCACAGCAAAGCAGUGUUCGAGGAGCCUUCCUACUUCACCUGCCAGCAAUGUGAAGGUGUGUUUCCAUCGGCCUGGGCGCUCCUACAGCACGCUCAGCACACACACUCCUUCAGCAUCUACCAAGUGGACGAGGAGGACCACACAGACAUGAGAAGAGGAAGAGGAGGACUUCGAGGGCGCAAGCCUGCCGCAGCCACUCUGGACCCUCGCCACCUGAGCCAAGCUCUUGCUUCUGCUUUUCAGCCCAACGCCCUGCGCCUCAGUCACUCCCGUCAGACACACACCCCCACACACACCCCCUCCUCCUCCAUCAGUAACAUGCAGGCUCUGAACUUUUCAGUGCGGCUCAGGGAGCUCGCAGAGGGGAACAACCACACCAUGGGCAGCUCCCCCGGAGGCCUGCUGCUGUCUCCGUCUUCUUCUCCACUAGCAGCUUGUCCCUUUCCUCUGAACAGCGGCCUCCAGUCUGACCACCACUGUGAGCUGUGUGACCAGAACUUCCUGUCCCUUCGCGCCCUGUCGGCCCACCGCCGCACUCACUCCUGCGACAAGCCCUAUCACUGCGGAGUGUGCAGGACGGCCUUCUCCCAGAGCGGGCAGCUGGCACGGCACAUCAGGAACCAUCACAGGGACGCUGGGGGAGCAGGAAGUAGAUAUGAGUCGUUGGAGAUGGUCGUGACGGAGGACGACAUAGGGGGUCAUGGGAUGAGAGGGAGAUUUCAAAUGCAGCCGGCUGGGGUCGCCAUGGGGAAGAGAGGGGUGGGUGCAGAGGUGAGGGCCCCCGAGUUAGACCUGACGCUGCCCAAACACCCGUCCAUAGCUUCAGGCCUGAUGCUGCUGACCUCGCAGGUCAGACCGCCGGACAGGGAGCUGCUGAGGCUGUACCAGCGCCAGAGAGAGGGGGCCGAGGGAGGGGAGGAGGAGGCAGAGGGGCAGGGGGAGGCUCAGCACACCUCACCCUGCGCCAGCCCCUCCGAAGGCUCACUGGAGAGUGGAGAGACCGGGGGCAGUGGAGAGAGCGGCAUCGCCAGCGGAAACUGCACGCCCAAACGGCCCGAGAUGAGCGACAGAGUGCGAGGAGUCGGCGAGUGGGAGAGCGAAAGAGGGGAGAUCAUAGAGAGGGAGACGGACUGGGGCUCAGACGAAGUCAGCGAGGUGGUGCAGGAGUGGCAGAGGGAGAAUGAGCGGAGGACUGUUGGAGGGAGUGGUGGAGGAAACAACAACAGCACUGCUGCCGGAUCAGCUGGUAGGAAGAAGAAAGACGAAGCCUGCGAGUACUGCGGUAAACAGUUCAGGAACAGCAGCAACCUCACGGUGCACCGGCGCAGCCACACCGGAGAGAGACCCUACCGCUGCGGCCUCUGCAAUUACGCCUGCGCCCAGAGCUCAAAGCUAACGCGCCACAUGAAGACUCACGGCGCGCAGGGGGCCAAGGCGUCCUUUCUGUGCCAGCUGUGCUCCGUGCCCUUCACCGUCUACGCCACUCUGGAGAAACACCUGAAGAAGGUCCACGGUCUGAGCCAUGCCAGCGUGGGAGCGUACGCUCAGGCCAGCGCUGCGGACACUUUAGCUGCCAUGAAAGCUGACGGAGAUACAGUGGUGGUGAAAAUGGAGGAGGAUGAAGCCAGUUUGGAUCAGAUAGAAACGGAGAGCAGAGUUCAGAGUGAUGUGGUGAAAGGCAUGGAGAUGGAGGAGGUGCUGAGCCAAGAGGAGUUUGUGGAAGAAAGGGGGGGGAGUCCAGCCAUAGUGUCUGACCUCCCACCUGAGAGCAACGCAGAGUUGAGCUUAGCUUUGACUUCUGCGCCAUGACAGCUGUUCUCAAUCACUAAUUGACUUUCAAAUAGCACUGUGUAGGAUUUGAGUUAUCAUAAAAUAAUUCCCCCCAUCAUUGAAUGGAUAGUUGAACUGGAAUGGAGUUUGAAGAAGAAUCUGAAGCAGCUCUCUGCCAGCGCCGAGACAUACAGCAGCCCCGGUGUUCGUGAUCGUAUGCAAAGCUGCUGGGUGAAACUAAGUGCCUACAGUUAUUUAGACCACAGAGCAAAAACAAGGCUAUGACAUUCAGCAGGGAGAUUACCAGCGCUCUCGAACAGGAAGUGAACCGCCACAGUCCACACAGACACAGGAAACCGAUCACCAUGUUGCAGUGCAGGAUGCAAAAGACAAGUGAUUUAUUUCUCUGGCAACCCACUGGACAGGUGGAGACAGAUAUUUACUGUCAGAUAAUGUAAGAAAGAGAUUAUAUUAAAAAAUAAAUGCUGAGCAAUAGAAUGAUGUUAAUAUAUUUUCAGCAAAAAGAGAAAGGUCUUAUUGUGUUUCCUAGCUGUUGCUGGUUUUCUUUUGAGAAGACCUUUUAAAGACUAAAGAUGUUCAAACAGCCACAUGGGUCAAAUGAAUCCAAACACUGUCUGCCUGCAGUUUCUCAGACUCCUCUUUUUAAAGGCGCUUGGUUGUCACAACACUUGUCACUUAACGUAAUGUUUACAGGGCUCACGGAGCCUGGUAAGAUCGGGAUCCUGACUUUGUGACAGUAUGUAUGGAUGAUUUUCUGUUUUCUAGUUUUAUAAAUGUGAAUAAGGAGACUUUAAAGUCUCAUCUACUGCUGUGUUUCUUUUCAUCCAUGGUUUGUUUUCUAUGCAUACGCAAUUUUACCUUCAUGUGAAACGGGUGUCAUUAUUUUUCUCUAUUUGUACUUGUGAUGGUAAUUUCUCUCUCUCAUUGUUUACAUUUGUAAAGUGCCGGACUGCUUUAAGCUUGUGCAUGUUUUUGCCGCCAUUUGAACUGUUCUUUUUUGUUGACUGUGUUUGAAUUAUUCCUAAUUUAUGGAUGCUGCAUGUUGGUGAUUGUGUAACUGCUGACAUACAGGGUUGAGAGGUGCAGGAGAAGCUAGCGGAGUUAGUGGGAAGCACUUGGCAGAGUUUGCGUGAAUGUGUUUGUUUGUGUGUACAUACUGGAGGGGGAAUAAAUCCUCAGGUGACACUUCUACUUGAACCCUCUCCUGUGAUCUUGUGUCCAGAGCAUGACUCAGCAGGUCAUGAUCACUGUGUCGUGCUUCUGGCAGGUGUGCCUGCCGACGAGGAUCUAUGGAAAGUUAAGCAAGAGGAAAUCUGCUCAUUUAACAACAAAAACAAAACAGGACAAAGUUUUCAAGUAAAGUGAUGCCGAUGUUUGUCGUGACUACUGUGAUGAAUACGUGUGAACAUAUCUGAUUUCUACAUGCAUUCAUGUCAGGGAAUACAAUUUCUUGUGUGUGUUGUGUGAUGAAUGGGUAAGAAUGAUUGCAGUGUAACUGUUCAGGGAUAAUAUUUUGUACAUAGAUUGACAUGCUUGCAGUUGCUAUACUUGUUGUUGUUGUUAUUAUUAAUAUUAUUAUUAUUAACUGCCUCCACUCCUAGCAUCAUCUUAUUUCCGCUAAACACUGGCUAUUGUGAAGAUCCGCUGUCUUUGUAAACUUGACACCAUUUUGUAAUUCACCUUCUCAUCAAGAGCCUCAAUAAAGAAUUGAGGUGA
Messenger RNA from Notothenia coriiceps (black rockcod), 4066 nucleotides. RefSeq names its product zinc finger protein 296 (gene znf296). The transcript is spliced from 3 exons. The record is from RefSeq and is a predicted model, not a curated record. The coding region runs from base 149 to 2368 and encodes 739 amino acids. Gene Ontology annotation, cellular component: nucleus. NCBI's taxonomy places the organism in Eukaryota, Metazoa, Chordata, Actinopteri, Perciformes, Nototheniidae. Gene Ontology annotation, biological process: positive regulation of transcription by RNA polymerase II. Gene Ontology annotation, molecular function: RNA polymerase II cis-regulatory region sequence-specific DNA binding; DNA-binding transcription factor activity.